CAACUACACCAACAGUGGUCAACACAUACAUCCACGUUCGCCAAAACGAUAAUAACCCCAGGUACAGAAAGGACCUGAAGGAGCAAAGAGGAAGAGAGAGGGGAAAGAGGGGCGAAAAGGAUAGAGAGAGGCAAGAGUCACCAGAUACGGAUACACGCGGAGGAAAGCGCGCAAAAAGGGAGGGAAACAGAGCAGUGUUGUCACCAACGGGAAAAAAGGGGGGAAACACCCCUACAAAACAAGCGCUCCCGAUCAUGUCACCACCAGAACACUCCGACAACGCCUCCCACGGCCCCGAUACCACUUAUCCUCCUUCCUCGCCCCAACCCGCAUACACUCAACCAUCGUCAUCACCCUCACCAUACACCCGAAACGACGGCGGCGCCAUCCCAUACCAUGUCCCGGACGGGAACCGUCCGACCUACCCGCCCCCACCUUCCGCGCUGUACCCUCCCCCACCACCACUGCCGCCCGGUUUGCCGCCGACAUUCCACUACCGCCCACCAGAGUUCUACAUUCCUCCCGAAACCCCUUUCCGCAAGAAGCGCCGGAGAUGUCUUUACAUGUACUACGUUCUGCGCCAGGCCGCCCUGGUCUUCCCAUUCGUCUCGCUCGUCCUCACCGUCAACAUUUACGUCUCGCGUCGCGGCCGCUACCUGAACGAUGACACCGAUUCGGCCGAUCCCGUCUACUAUCCCAUGUGGUUGACCGUACCAUUGAACGGUCUCGUCUUUCUAUGGGCUAUCAUAAACCUGCUCUGCCUCCGACGUGCCCAUUACCGCGGCGGCAUCCCCUACCAGAUGCAGUUCGGCGUCGAACUCCUCUUUGCCCUGGCCUCCGUCGUUUGUUUCGUGCUGCUCGUCAUGAACAUGGUGGAGGAGAACGACAUCGCCCAUGAUGUGUAUCCUUAUCAUCGCUACGAGGUGCCCUUGGCUUGUCUGUUAGGGUUACUAAUGAUCACACAAUGGGGACUGGUAGCGAGGGCAUUAUUCGAGGUAAACGUGGAGAAGAAACGGAGAGAGGUGGAUAGCGUGGUCAGUGUAUGAUGAUUUCGCAUUUUGAACCCCUCGGCGCAGAGGACAAGUCCCGGCGCCGGCUGAGGAUUUUGGAUAUGGCCCCGACACUCAAGGCAGAUUGAGAUGAUACCCUUUUUCGUUGCCAAAAAAGCUACACAGCAAAAAGAAUUGGUUUUACUCGGUGCCUUAACCCUAAUAAAUGUCCAGCUAACGGAUAAGCUACUUGAGAGGAGCAAGAUGGACGCACUGCAAUUGAGAGAGCGAUACCUGAGGUACCGUAACCCGAGACUUACACGGACGAUGAGUAGGUAGGUACCUGA
Sodiomyces alkalinus F11 is the source of this 1336-nucleotide messenger RNA. RefSeq lists its product as hypothetical. The coding region runs from base 255 to 1046 and encodes 263 amino acids. The transcript has 3 exons. Lineage: Eukaryota; Fungi; Ascomycota; Sordariomycetes; Glomerellales; Plectosphaerellaceae. The record is from RefSeq and is a predicted model, not a curated record.